UGAAAUGCAAAUGCAACUGUAACUGCAGCUCCACCUGCUAACGCUCCUCCUCCCUUUCAUUACAAGUCCCACAUAUACCUCUACAUACAUAUAUAUAUAUAUAUAUAUAUUUAUAUAUAAUUAAUAAUCUUAAUUUAUUAUUCUAUACAUAUAUAUUUUAUAUAUCAUACAUCGCCGGCGUGUCUAUGGCGUCGUCUGUCGGCAGUAAAAAACCUCUGCUCUAUUCCGAUCAAUUCAAAACCCAUAGCCACACGACCUCCACCUCCACUUCUAGAAGCUCCUCUAUUUGCUUCGGCUCCACCACGCCGGAUUUCGGCUCGUCGGCAGACGCCGGCGGCGAGUUCGCCGCCGAAUUAGCUCGCCAAAUGGCUGAGUUCAUGUUUGAAGAAGAAGAAGAAGAAAUAAAUGAUGAGAACAAGAAGUUUAUUAUUGAGGGGCCUGAAUCGGAAACUCAACCGCCGGCGGCCAAUCAAGGCCGUUUCCGGCCGGAAAGACGGAAAAAGCUGCCGCCGACCCACCGGCAGAAGAAACAGCUCCGAAAUGCAGAUCCGAAAUACAGGCCAAGCAGCCGGGUCGGGUCGGGUAUGCAUGCAGUUUUCCUUGGCGGGUCCGGGUCCUCCGGUACUGGCGUUUUCCUCCCCCGUGCAUCAGGACUCCCAACCGGGAGCAAAGAGAAAUCAGUGUAAAACUGUAUUAUUCUCAUUAUCCAAACAUGUUGAAGCUAUGAGAUAGUUUCAACUUCUCUAAGUGUACAACCUUAGUCAACAUAUUUGUAGUCAUAUAUAUGACACUUUCUUUUAACCUCUAGCAAACAUUAUGGUUCUUUUGAAAAUCUUCUAUGUCUUGUAUUAAAACAUUGUAGAAUAAUCUUUAUCGUUUAAUUGUUUUACAAAGAUCAAAUUUCUCUUCAAGCUUGGUAUGUGUGUGACGUCAUGCAAUUCCCAUUUGUUUCCAUGAUGGAUUUUUUUUUUAUUUAUAUAUAUAUAUAUAUCUUGGGAUUCUCUUUUCUCAUAAUCCUCAACAGUUCAUUAUCCACAAGAUGAACAAUUCCGAAAUAUUUGGAACUUUAGUUUUCUAUGAUCUCUAAAUUACUGCAAGAGUGAAACGAAACCCUAGAAUCCAAAACAAUGACUCUAAAGGAGUGCUUGUGCUCACACUGUUAGCACCCCUUAUAUCUUCUGUUGUUGCAUUGGUUGAAUUGUUAUAUUUUUAUCUUUUUUCGGUGUUCUGCAUUGAUUUCAAUAAUAUUUGGACUCAUAACAAUUCCAACACAUAAUAUGGUUUAAAUCUUUCUUGAGUCUAUUUCAAUUACUCAACUUGAGUCCACUUUGAUUUUUGUUUUUAGAAUUACCUUUAGCUUGACUUUCCAUACUCAGAAUAGAACCUAUAACCUUUUUUGUCCUGUGAAUUUUCUCGCUCAAAAUCAGAUGUCUAACGACAUCGAACUUCAAUUUCUCAUUUCCUAAUGAAACACUAAUUAUUGUGGCAAAGUCUUCCUAACUUUCUGGAAGACUCGAAAACAAGACUAGGAAUUUAACCUCAUCGUCAAAUUCAAUAUUAGCAUAGGCUAAAUCCGAUGUGAUAAUAUUGAAUUCGUUGAUGUGAUCAUAAACGAUAUUAGUCUCUGAUAUCUUAAGGUUGAAGAGUUUCCGCAUCUGAUGAACUUUAUUGGCUACAUAUGGCUUCUGGUACAUAUCUCCCAAGGAUUUGUAUAGAAUCAUUCCAUAGAAAUAAUCUUUAAUGUGCAUCUUCCAAAAUCCGUAGUCGACUCUAUUGAAUUUGUUAAUGAGAAACUUUUCUUACAUCAUUGUGAGGGCUUCCACCCGUGAGGCUCUGAUACUAGUUUUUACGAAAAUAUCACAAUGAUAUGAAAUGAAACAAUAUGAAACUAAAGGGAAUUUGUUUACUCAAUUCAAUCUAAAUUGACUUAUAUUUGGGUCAUUGAAAAGAAAGAAUUUCACUAUACUUUUAAUUAAGAAAUUGAAAAAAAAUACUAAAAUAUAAGAUAUAUAUAUUUAUGUGUAUGAGGUUGAAACCUUAGGCCUAAAUCUUGCAUAUCACAACAAACUUUAAUCUUAUCUUUAUUUCUUAUUGUUUGCUAUUUAAAAAAAUCCUAACUAUAUCCUUAAUCCUAGGUAGUUUGUUAUUAGACUUCACAAUCCAACAAAUAUUGCAAGAACUGACAUUAUUUCAGAGGGAAACAAUUUAAAAAAUGUACAAUAUAUAACACAUAUUAUCUUUGUCACUCAAUUUUUAAUAAUUUUUGUUAUAGUAUAGUUUUAACUAAACGUGACUCUUUUAUUUUAUUUUA
Molecule: messenger RNA, 2311 nt
Organism: Andrographis paniculata
Lineage: Eukaryota; Viridiplantae; Streptophyta; Magnoliopsida; Lamiales; Acanthaceae
Exons: 3
Coding region: 186-686 (166 amino acids)
Source: RefSeq, a predicted model, not a curated record